GUGAUCACUUCCUCACCAUGCUAGGAGUGAGCCUCUGUCUGUUCCUCCUGCCCCUCUGUGCCAUGUCGAUGCUCUCGGGGUGGGUAGAGUCUCCAGGCUAUCCCCGUGGUUACCCACCUGAUGCUAGUAUGAACUGGAGCAGGUGUGCCCCUCCCGGCCACACUCUCGCCCUCAAGCUGACACACCUGGACAUGGAGGACAGUGACGGCUGCGAGAACGACGCCCUGGAGAUCUUUGCAGAUGGAAAGCAGAUAGCCAUUCAAUGUGGUGAAAUGUUGUUUGAGGACCUUGAUUCUACCGUCAAUCCCUCACUCCUGUCCUCCAUAGAGGGCUGCCUCUCUCUCUCGUUCCGCUCAGACUACUCCAACACUAAGAGGCACACUGGCUUCAGAGGGUUUUACACACUGAAAGACUUUGAUGAGUGUGAGGACGACCCAGAUAACGGAUGUACCCAGUUCUGCCACAACUACAUUGGAGGCUACCUCUGCUCCUGUCGCCUUGGUUACCACCUGGACACAGACAGACACACCUGCACAGUGAGUUGCACUGAGGACCUGUCCGGCUCGCUGCGUGGCGUGAUAUCCAGUCCGCCUCGGCCCGGCCCGUACGCUGAGCAUGCCCACUGCUCCUACACCCUGUCAGUAGAGGACAACCUGUAGCUGCUCCUACACUUCACUGGGGAGUUUGAUGUUGAGCCAGGGUGUGUUGAGACUUCCUCUGGGACUCGGGGGCCAUUCUGUGGCCGUGUGCCUCCCUCCUCCCCCAUCCGCACUGGGUCACACAGCGCCCGCAUUCUCUUCAACUCCGACGGACAGGGCUCCAACAACGGCUUCACUAUCCACUACAAAACCACAAAAAAGACCUGCCGAGGGAUUGUGACCUCCAACUCUACGUUGGCCCCACAGCAACCUGAAUAUCACCAAGGUGACACAGUCACGGUGACCUGUGACCUAAGGAGUGUUCUGAACACAGGCGACAAAGAGUAUGAGUCGACAUGCAAGAGGACAGGCGAGUGGAGUCCUGUACACCACUGUGAACCUGUGAAUUGUGGAGAACCAGAGACUUCUAGUGAUGAGGCCCUUCAACUGGUUGACAAGGAUCCAAGCACUCUGUUUCGUGACAAGGUCCAGUUCAAGUGUGAAUCCAAAUACUACACACUGGAGGGAGACAAGAAGUACAUCUGUGAUGCCAAUGGUACGUGGACGUCAGUCAACGGCCAACAAAUGUUACCAAAGUGCAUCGAAGUGUGUGGGAAGACUGAAACAGAUUUUUCCAGCAUUGCAAGAAUUUCGGGGGGCCAUCGGGCGAAGAUAGGAGAGAUACCCUGGCAGCUUCUCACUAAACAUCCUAAAAGAGGAGGAGCAUCGCUGAUCAGUGACCGGUGGGCCAUCACAGCAGCUCAUGUUGUAGAUGGCUAUGAAGAAAGCACCAUUACAUUUUUCGGAGGGCUGAUAGAUGGGACAAAAGCAAAAGAAACUGAUCCUGACACGGUUGUCGUGGUAACAGAGAAGAUCAUCAUUCACCCUGACUACAUGAAGGGCAUAGCUGGUGAUGAACGCACUAACUACGACAACGACAUAGCUCUCAUCAGAAUGUCUUCCAGGGUGAAGUUAGGGCCCAAUGUUCUCCCCAUAUGCCUGGCUGAGGCUGAUGGAGAAUUCAAAGAGGGUCAACAAGGCACUGUUUCAGGGUGGGGUGCGACAGAGAAUAAAGAUAAAAGCCAGUUCUUGCUUCACACAGCUGUGGGAAAAUACCCCCAAAGGAUGUGUAAAGACACACCUGUAUUGUCUAUUAACAAGCCAAUGGUUUUCACUGAGAACAUGUUCUGUGCAGGUGGUGAUGGGAAAGAUAGCUGCAAGGGGGAUAGUGGGGGUCCAUUCUUUCUCCCUAUGCUGGGAUCAGGGAACAACGAUAACAGAGGGCCAUAUCGUCUGAGAGGCAUUGUGUCCUGGGGUGCCCUUUGUGAACUGGAAAAGGAUUCUAAAAAGGGUUACUACACCAAAGUGGAGAAUUACUUAGACUGGAUCAAGAAGACCAUAGAGAGAGAAGAGCAGGGGUACAAACAGUAAGAAGAGUAAAACAUACUAGUCAACUCUUAACCUCCAUAAUCACAAUUUUAUGCUCAUGAUUUCCAGUACUUUCAUUUUUUUUUUUAAAUCAGUCUGGUUCUAUAAAUGACUUGUGAUUUUUUAAUUAGGUUUUCCCUCAAUCAGUGUUAAUUGUAACUUCAGUAUACAGACAAUACCAUCCUGUCAUGUCUGAAUUAAGUCUCAGUGGCAAAAUCACAAAACAUAAUGUUGUUUUCUUUUAGAUUGUGAAAAAUGCUUCACAAUGUAACCCUGAUUGACAAACCCAAAUAAAAAUAUGAUUUAUAAAACGUGUCUGAAUGUUUGUCUUCAAUCAAACUCUAAAUGAAAUGUUGAUACCCAAUUUUUUCUCUCUCUGCCCAAACUCUCUCCCUCCCUCCCCCAUUUCUACCGUGCCUCUACAUCUGCAUUGCUCGCUCUCUGUGGUUUUCGGCUUGGUUUCUGUAUUUGUAUUUGCAGUGGCGACCCGUCAUUCAGGGCUGUUUUGAGCCCCUCCUGUUGAGCUUUUUUUUGUAGCCUGUUUUGCAUGUUAUCUUGGCAUUAAUACGUGUCACAUAUCAGUUUG
Coregonus clupeaformis (lake whitefish) is the source of this 2652-nucleotide messenger RNA. Its product is annotated as complement C1s subcomponent-like. NCBI's taxonomy places the organism in Eukaryota, Metazoa, Chordata, Actinopteri, Salmoniformes, Salmonidae. Gene Ontology annotation, biological process: proteolysis; complement activation. The transcript is spliced from 11 exons. Gene Ontology annotation, cellular component: extracellular region. Gene Ontology annotation, molecular function: serine-type endopeptidase activity; calcium ion binding. The record is from RefSeq and is a predicted model, not a curated record.